GUAAUCACGUGACGUGAGCCAUUGGUGUCGUGUGCGUGGGUUUCUGCGCAAAGAAAAAAAAAAUUCUGUUGUGUGCGUAAAGGAGGAACAAGCGCUUCUCGGCCUACUUGUGUUCAAAAGGCCAAGAAAUACGAUGGAAGGCAGAAACUACGGCUCAGGUUUUUCCAAUUGGGGUGGUGGAGGGUCUGGCAACAGAGGUUCUGGGAACUUUGAUCUAUUUGGUGGGAAUUAUAAGAAUUCCAUGUCGGGUUACGGGGGCUACGGUGGCGGCAACUCCAAGAGAGGCCUCUCUGGGUCAUCCAUGCUGCACCAAAAGAUAACUCAUGCGGACGAAGUGAUUGCCAAGAUUAAUCAGCGCUUGGACAUGCUCACUCAGUUGGAGGGGGGCAUGAAAGGGGGCCGAGGUGACAGGUUUGGCCAGUUCGAGUCUUUCGACUCACUCUCCUCCUCCUCCCGAGAUCUCUACAGAUCUGGUGGCAGUAGCUAUGGUUGUGAUGAUGGCCGUGGUGACAACAUGCUGUUGGGCCAGCGAGGAGGCUCGGGCUUCGGGGGGGGCAUGGGGCAAGGAGGGGGAGGCGGCUUCAACAGCCUCUCCUCUUCCUAUGGAGUUGCUAAAAUGCGACAGAAUAUGAGAGAGUCCUUCACCAGUGGCUCUGGUGGGGGAGGAUGGGCCGGAGCAGGCCGUCGUUCCCCCAGAAGGGGCGGAGGUUCUGGGGGUCGAGGAUCUGGCGGAGGGUUUGGGAGCUACAGGUCAGACCCCAUGUCAUUAGGCGGAGGUGGCCGGGGAAGCGGUCACUCCCCAGGAGGUGGUCGAGGCAAGCUCCCAUCCCUCCUGUCCAACCGCAUGUACUCAGAGAGUGGAGGUUUCCACCAGGGACCCUCCCAAGGGCCCCACGACUUUCCCGGGAGGCAUUUUGGAGGGGGCCCACGGGCCGGCCGCCAGCGAGGCCGCAAGAGACCCCUUAACAAACAGGUAAAACCACAAAAUGAUGUCCAGAAGAAACGAAAGCAGAUGCUCACUCCUGCCGAUGAGCCAGAAUCUAAAAUAAACAAGACUGAAAGCACCGACACUGGCGCUUCUCAAGUGAAAGCAGACAAAAAUGGUGACAACAAUGAGGAGCUUAAUGCAACUGAGGAGACUACUGAUGGCGAUUCAGGUGCGGCGAAACAGGAUGAGGGCGCUGAGAAGAAGGCAGCACAGGACAAGCAAACUUCUCCCCGAGCCCCAGCCAAGUCUGCAAAAAUGAAAAAGAAGAGGGGCUUUCAGGAGAGGGUUAUGUUUGCAUGCUCUGUGUGCAAGUUUCGAUCCUUUUACAAGGAGGAGAUGGAACGUCAUUUGGAGAGUCGCUUCCACAAGGACCACUUCAAGUUCCUCUCAGGCCAGCUGUCCAAGCCGACCACAGACUUCCUGCAGGAGUAUUUGCAGAACAAGUUCCAGAAAACGGACCAAAUGGUCAGGCAGUUGGAGAACCACAGUGCUGCCAUCUGCCAGAUGUACAGAGACCAGGACCUCACUAAGGAUCUUGGCAUGGAGCACUUCUUGAAGAAAGUGGAAGCUGCACACUGCAGUGCAUGUGACAUCUUCAUUCCCAUGGAGCUUCACCUGAUUCAAAAGCACAUCAAGUCCCACGACCACAACUACAAUCGCAAGGGAAUGAUGGAGCAAUCGAAGAGAGCCAGCCUGUCUGUUGCACGCAGCAUCCUCAACCACAAAGUCAUUGGCAAGAAGCUGGAGAGCUACCUCAAGGGAGAAAAUCCAUUUACUGGUAACCAGGAGGGCCAGGAUGCAUCCAACUCCAUGGUGGUCGACGCAACAGAGGAACAGAAGGCGGCCGUCACUGUUGAGAAAGAGUCCGAAGCGGCAGAGGCAGCAGCCCAGCAGGCAGCUGAGGUGGAAGCAGCCGAGGAAGUAAAGAUGGCAGACGACGAGAAGAAGGAGAAGGAGGAGGAGGCAACGCUGGCGGGCAUGGAAGGUGAAGAGGAGGAGCAGGUGAUGCGGGAGGGUGAGGCGGAGGAGGAAGAAGGGUUUGAAGUCGGAGAGGAGGAGGAGGAGGAAGGCGACGUCGAGGGAUACGUGGUCCACGAUGAAGUUGACGACGACGAGGACGGAGCGGAGGUGGCCACCGCUGUUGAAGAUGAUGAGCACAAAGAGUGACUUUUAGAUUCAUUCUCGAUGGCGAAUGAAGCAGACACAUGACACACAACGAAACAAUAUGUAACCAAUUUUUCACUUCCUUCCACAUUCAUGUUCGUGUAUAUACUUUGUGGAGUAGUUUGACAUGCAUUUGGAAAAUGGCAGUUUGAUACCAAUCCAUACUAUACAAAAACAUGUUUAUUGCUUUUAUUUUUUGUGUGCCUUUUUGUUCGUUAAUCUUAAUUGUCAUUACUUUGUUCAAUAGUUUCAAGGCAAUUUGUAUGUAUAAAACAGUUUUGUCAGCCUACAAAUAGCAUUCUGCCCAUUGCUAAUAUUAAUGGUUAGUUUUUACCCAGCUGUCAACUUUUUUUGUUGUUUUACAGCCGGGGUGAAUUGAACAAUUGUCUGUUUCUUCUCAAUAUAAAUGUAAGUAUUCUACAGUGUCAUGAAUAAACUUGAGUAAACAACCGUA
Phyllopteryx taeniolatus (common seadragon) is the source of this 2606-nucleotide messenger RNA. It is a transcript of the gene akap8l, whose product is annotated as A kinase (PRKA) anchor protein 8-like. Gene Ontology annotation, cellular component: nucleus. Gene Ontology annotation, molecular function: DNA binding. Bases 134 to 2155 code for a protein of 673 amino acids. The transcript is spliced from 13 exons. The record is from RefSeq and is a predicted model, not a curated record. NCBI's taxonomy places the organism in Eukaryota, Metazoa, Chordata, Actinopteri, Syngnathiformes, Syngnathidae.